UCCAGUUUCGUUCAUAUUCAAACUCGGUGCGGUCAUGCCAAGAAAUCGCUGUAUCCUUCCCGUAUUUUUGCUCGCCACUAUACUGGCAGCGUCCUAUUCGACCAUCGUACAGAAACAAGUUCCGGUGGAUGACUAUUACGAUGAGUAUCAAAAUUUUCAACCGGUAGUGGGAUUUCGUCGACCCAUUAUCGUAAAAGAAGAGUCGAAGAAAGAACAAGACUUAAGCAAAAUUCCUGGAAUUCCUGGGGUGGAUUAUCCCAUUUAUCAUACAGUGCCGCCUACGAGUUUUUCUUGCGCAUAUGUUCCAAUCGUACCAGGAAUGUAUGCAAAUGUGGAAACUGGUUGUCAGGCAUAUCACAUUUGCCAUGACGGACGUGAAGGACAUCAAGGUGCCUCUUUCUUAUGCACCAAUGGAACACUUUUUAACCAGCAUGAAUUUGCAUGCGAUUGGUGGUACAAUGUUAAUUGCGCUAAUGCACCAUCGCUUUAUAGACUUAAUGCAGAUCCAUUAAAAAAUCCAUACGUACCAAAGGAAACAAAGGACGAAAUUCGAAGAAGAUUGAAAAUUGUUGUAUUUUAAAUAUAAUUAGCUAGUUAAUUAGACUUAUAUAAUUUCCCAUUUUUACACAAGUGUAGUUAAAUAUAAUUGUUUCAUUGUUUUUAGCCAUAUAAAAAAAAAAAUUAAUUUCUAUCCGAUUGAGAAUCAACAAUCAUGUUUCUUAAUGAUACAAUUAAUUUCCCACUUCAAUUUCGCAAUUCUCAACAUAUUAAUUCUUCAAUUUCCACGUCAAUGUCGAUCGCAAUUAUCGCAGGGACACAAAAGCGGGUAUUGAGAUAGUAAAAGACAUGGGGAGAGAAUACAGCGGAAUUUCGAGAAAAGUAUGGCGAAAGUGAGAUGGAUGCGUGAGAUUAAUCGAAAGAGUCAUUAGCUUUCUUCUCUCUCCUUUUCAAAAGAUAUACAAGAUUUCCUCGGAUCGAUCGUUACCUACAAUCGGAAAAAAAAGUUUGGCAUGAAGAAAGAAAAUAACGUA
Molecule: messenger RNA, 1031 nt
Organism: Formica exsecta
Lineage: Eukaryota; Metazoa; Arthropoda; Insecta; Hymenoptera; Formicidae
Exons: 4
Coding region: 35-580 (181 amino acids)
Cellular component (GO): extracellular region
Molecular function (GO): chitin binding
Source: RefSeq, a predicted model, not a curated record